CAUGACUGUGGAGGCCCCUAAGGCAGGCCCUACCUUGUACAGAUGAGAUCGUGAUGGCCGAGGAAAGUUGGGUGAGGCGUACCAAGAGGUAUAAAUGGUCAAAGACUGACAUACACCAAUGUUACAGCAACAAGAACCGGUAACCAGGUAACAGGUAAACACAAGACUGAACUAAAAAAAAACAACAAUAACAACCAUGGCAACCAUACAACUAGUGACUUUCGUGGCCCUGGCCUUAUGUCUAGCUAGUGCACAACCAUUUUUACCUGGGCUUCAAGUCUUGCCAUAUUCCAAGGGUUACAUCAAAGAACCACUGACCUUGACUUGCGCUGUUAACUUCACUGAUAAAUACAAGCCCAAUGCAGGCAUUGUUAACGCCAUUGCUGUCACUAUCAAAGAGAAACAAGGACUCUAUGGCGGGGCAGGUCCAGCCUUGUUCCCUUACCUCAACGGCAAAGGCGGAUCUCAAGGUUAUGGUCUUUCAGCUUCCAUCAACAUCUUCUCUCUCAUCGGCGGCCCCGUAUCCAUAGCUUUCACCGAGCGGGCUAGACCAGAGAGAGGCUGCUACGCUGAGGACUUUGGAUCCUUUUAUACUGGUCUGCCACCAGCUCAGCCUUACAGAGGCUUCGGAGGCUACGGAGGAGUAGGAUCAAGCUACGGAGGUCUCAAUGGAUUGGGUGGACUUGGCGGUGGAUUCAAUGGAUUAGGUGGACUCGGUGGAUAUGGAUCUGGUUUAGGCUCAAAUUACGGGAUGGGAGGACAGGGAUACGGCCUAGGAGGUCAAGGAUACGGCCCUGACGGACAAGGUUACGGCCUUGGAGGACAGGGAUAUGGCAUGGGAGGUCAAGGAUACGGCAUGGGAGGCCAAGGUUAUGGAGGACCUGGACCCAUGGGUGGAGCUGGCCCAAUUGGAGGAGCUGGCUAUUCCGGAGUCAUCUACACUGAGCGCGCACCAGGCAUCGUUGCCAACAUCCGCCUCACCCCUGGAACCGCUUCCGAGAUCAACAUUGACACCUUGUCUGGUUUCUCUAGCCUGAAAGACCUGGCUGGCAGAGGCAUCGUUGUUUGCCCAGACGCUGCUGUUGGAGACAAAUAUGGUGAAUAUGUCUGUGAGAAUGGAAUCCUGUCUUGCUGUGCCCUCCACUACGACAACGGGGAACAGAAACUGACUGUCAGCUACAACUACUAGACUGAGGCAACCACGUGACUUAACAACCAACACCGACUUCUGAUCUUAAAGAAUGCGCUGUCAGAAGUCGACCUUUUUUUUUGUACCACCAUUGUCAAAAUGAAUGCUAUGUAAAUGAUAUAACACUAGAAGAUUGUGGGAAGAAAGCAAUGCUUCCGAAAGAUAUUUGAACACUGAAAUAAACAAACAAAAACAGUU
This is a messenger RNA of Biomphalaria glabrata, 1387 nucleotides long. Its product is annotated as spidroin-1-like. The transcript is spliced from 6 exons. Bases 197 to 1189 code for a protein of 330 amino acids. The record is from RefSeq and is a predicted model, not a curated record. NCBI's taxonomy places the organism in Eukaryota, Metazoa, Mollusca, Gastropoda, Planorbidae.